Didymosphaeria variabile is the source of this 762-nucleotide messenger RNA. It is a transcript of the gene NRK1, whose product is annotated as ribosylnicotinamide kinase. The transcript has a single exon. Bases 1 to 762 code for a protein of 253 amino acids. The record is from RefSeq and is a predicted model, not a curated record. Lineage: Eukaryota; Fungi; Ascomycota; Dothideomycetes; Pleosporales; Didymosphaeriaceae. Gene Ontology annotation, cellular component: cytoplasm.
AUGACCGAACCCAUCCUCCUCCUUGGGAUAUCCGGCCCCUCCUCCUCAGGCAAAACGACUCUCUCCCGCCUCCUGCGCGAUGUAUUUCCACCCGACCAACUCACCAUCCUGCACCUAGACGAUUUCUACUUGACCGACGCCGAGAUUCCCUUCCAAAACGGUAUUCAGGACUGGGACUGCAUAGAAUCGCUCAACCUUCCCCACUUACAACAGACCCUCGCCUACAUCAAAGAGCACGGCAACUCACCACCGGAUUUCGUGUCCAAGGAAGACCGGAAUAGCGUUGGCGAGCACGGUGUCAGUCAAGACUCGGUGGAGAAGGCGAGGCAGAGGAUACGCAAGGUGAUGGAGGAGAUGGGCUGGAAGAGGAGGAUUUGCGUCGUGGAUGGGUUUUUGCUGUUUAGUGAGGAGAUGAAGGAGGUGAGGGAGCUAUUUGAUGUGAAGAUGUUUAUGAGGACGAGCUAUGCGACUGCAAAGAGGAGGAGGGAGGCGAGAAGUGGAUAUGUGACGCUGGAGGGGUUUUGGGAAGAUCCGCCGGGGUAUGUGGAUAAGGUUGUAUGGCCGAACUAUGUGCAUGAUCACAAGUUCUUGUUCGUUGACGAGGAUGUAGAAGGCGAAUUGCAUGAAGCAGUGUGUAGGAGAGUCGGCGUUGAGGUGAUGCCACGGGAUGCCGAAGAGAACAUGGAGAAAUGCUUAGAGUGGGCAGUGGGCGUACUGGAGAAAGUCAUUAGAGGCGCGCCGGACGAGAGUCUCAAGUUAUGA